GCUUACAUUAGAAUGACUUCAACCCUGAGGAGAGCGUACCACAUCACAGCAUUCAGCUGGUAUGCUUUUGUUGUUAAGAGUCUUGCUGCUAAGGUUGGAGAGGAGUUACCACCAGGAAUCUUUGUUUAUGGAGGACCUUGGAAAUACCUUACUUUUUUGAAUGUGUUAUUACAAAUGGCAUUCUUUGGACUGGCGGCAGUGAGUGAUCUACAACUUGGGAAAGAGUCUGAGAGUGCUCUGAACAGAUGUAAAGACCUUCUCUUCUCUAUCUUUGCCUUCCCUGUGGGCAUGUUUGUUGUUCUACUUUUCUGGACGAUCUUUGCCUAUGACAGAGAAUUAGUCUACCCAGCUACUAUUGACACCUUCUUCCCCCCCUGGAUAAACCAUGCUAUGCACACAUUUGUCCUUCCUAUUUUACUUGGAGAAGUGCUGGUGCAGCCUCACAUCUACCCACAGACUAAACAUGCGCUGGCAGCAUUAGGAGUUGUGGGCUUGGCUUACUUAUUUUGGUAAGUGUUAAGUCAGCAUAAACAUUAGAAUUAUGACAAAACAUGUCCAAACUUUAAUAGGCAUGUAGCUAACACACAAAUAGCACAGCUUAUAGUCAUUAUCUUGACUGAAUCAUUCACAUAUCUUAAUGGGGCUAUGUUCCUACUGUAACUAGUCUAAACUAGUCCAGUGCAGCAGCAUUUAUGCGUUCAUAAUGCAAACAGCUUGAGGGGUAAACGCUUCCUUUGAACCUUCAAUAGUUCUGCCUCACAUACUGUAAUGCUGCCUACAGAUCCUCCUGUGUCUGAUGGUACAAACCAUAAAUAUACUGUAUGUUGUGGAUGAGAUUGUUUUAUUAUGCUGAGUGUUUUGCUGUUACAAUCUUACAAUCAGCGUCCUCAGUGUCAGUGGGUGGAAACUCUGUGCCAGUGAAUAUUUGCACAAGGCAUACUAGUUCUUUGAGACAAGACAGUACAAGAUGAUAUGACAGAUACAGUGAUACUGACAGUUUCUUUUCUUUCUUUUUUUUUCUCUCUAAACAUGUUCUGCAGGAUUAUAUGGGUGUACUUAUCAGUUGGGAUUUGGGUGUAUCCCCUUCUUGGGCACUUCAGCACUGCUGGUCUGGUGGGCUUCUUCUUUUUUAACAUGUCACUGGUGACCUUGCUCUACGCGCUAGGGAACAAGCUCAACCGCCUUGUCUGGAGUAAGAGACAUUAAGUUUACCACUGGAGACAAACAAAGGAUCAUAUGUUCAUUUGUCUCUAAUCUCUCUCUUUGUCUGUCUACCUCUCUCUCUCUCUUUUUUGUCUCCUUUACUCUAGGUAAGGACAUGAACAAAAUGACAGCAGAAGCAAAGUAAUUCAGCCUCUCUGCCACAUAAAAAUGGUCAAACAAUAAUCCCUUAAAGCAAGACUGUAACUUUUGAAAAAAGAACUAACACAUUCUUCCUUUUACAGAUGAAAAGUUAAAUUUAUAAACAAUAAAACGCACCAUUGGUCAGGGGUUUUGCCUGCUACAGCCGUUGUUGGUCUGGUUACCGUUAUGGGUAGUUUAUGGAAGUAGCUUAAGGUAAUGUUGGCUAAAGUUAGCAAACCUUAGGUAAAUAUUGCUGUAUAACACACAUUAGUGUCACUUUUCUAACUACAUGAUUCUUCUCCACUUGUGCUACUGUUACAUUAGUUCAGCAUGUUAGCUAAAUGCUAAACUACUGUUUAGCCAACAGUAAACUACUGUUUAGCAUUUAGCUCAAAUCUAUCCAGUAUUAUUCCAUUACAAUCAAUUGUAGCCACAGUAGCCGCUGUUAAGCAAACGUUACAUAGUCUAACUUUAAAGGGAUUAAUUGCUCUCUGUACUUAAACAGCCUACAACAGCUAAAUUAUGUAACACAAAUACCUCAGAUGUAGGCUAAAUGUUAGUUUAGUUUUACAGUUCAACAAAGUGGUAUUUAACAUUGCAAAACACUUGAAUAAUGCAAUUUAAACGUCAAAACAAGCCUAAUAAAGCUAGUUUCUAUAUUUUCAUUUUAUGCAUUUCCUGAUUUAAAAAGAGGCAGAUGUUGAAUGUAAUAUAUCAGAUGCUCUUUUUUUCACAUAUUCACACAUUUCAAAUUAUGCUGUUAGGCAAUAAAUGAAGCAUUAAGGAUACACCAUCAAAAUGAUAAGAUCCAUAUUAAGCACCACUGACUUCCCCUUCAUGCAAGGGGGAGGUCAUUCCUACUUCGUUACCAAUGUCGUGUUUAACCUGAAUAAAGUGCAUAUUUUUCCAUUAAUCAUGGAACAUCUGCAGGGGUUGCAAGAAGAACUUGAUUUGGUAAUCCAACACACAAUGCUGAAGAGCUUUGAUUUGAUGUCAUCACAAAUCCAUCGAUAUAUCCAGGAACAGCUGUGUUUUGUCCAUUAAUUACUGUAAGUGGGCAGAUUUUUUAAAAGAAAAUCAUCCACCA
Messenger RNA from Siniperca chuatsi (mandarin fish), 2431 nucleotides. RefSeq names its product androgen-dependent TFPI-regulating protein. The transcript has 4 exons. Gene Ontology annotation, cellular component: endomembrane system; membrane. The record is from RefSeq and is a predicted model, not a curated record. Lineage: Eukaryota; Metazoa; Chordata; Actinopteri; Centrarchiformes; Sinipercidae. The annotation marks the transcript as partial.